Molecule: messenger RNA, 3678 nt
Organism: Saxophila tyrrhenica
Lineage: Eukaryota; Fungi; Ascomycota; Dothideomycetes; Mycosphaerellales; Extremaceae
Gene: ROM2
Product: RHO1 GDP-GTP exchange protein 2
Exons: 2
Coding region: 1-3678 (1225 amino acids)
Biological process (GO): intracellular signal transduction
Molecular function (GO): guanyl-nucleotide exchange factor activity
Source: RefSeq, a predicted model, not a curated record
AUGGCUCAAUACGAAGACCAGCAGGGUCGCAACUAUGGCCGAGUCCCACGCCAAUUCGGCCCGGCCUCGUCCGCCCAACGCGAAGACGCCUUCAACAACAUCUUCGGCGGAGCGCCGGGACAAGGACGGAGUGCGACUAUGAGCAGCGCCACUCCCCAACCACCCCCCGACCGAGCGGCGACCAUGUCCAGCAUGACCAGCGGCGGCGGGUAUAUGCCGCGCGCUCCUCCUGUGCGGCCGGGGCAGAUGGCUAAUGGCUAUUCGCCGUCGAACAUGCAGGGCGGGCCGCCCAACGGACCACCACCGCAGCAGCCAUACAUGAAUGGCAACUCUCCGCAACGACGACCUCCAGCACCGAAUAUGCCACAGCCGAUCAGGCCGGAUAGAGUGCCUUACGGGCAGCCGCAGAGACUGGACUCUCGUGGGCCUCCGCCACCAGGCCAGUACCCGAGGUCUUUCUCUCAAAGACCAUAUCCUCCCGGCGGACCUCCCGGGCCUGCAAUGAACACAGAUGGAUUCAGGACGCAAUCGCUCGCCUCACACUCUCGACCAGUAUAUCAGCCGCCGCAUCCACCAGGUGCACAGUACGGCGUUUCACCUGCUUCCGCAUUUCGACAGCAGCCGUACAUGAAUCACUUGGCGCGAACGACUGCACAAGGCAGAGUGGUGCCGGAGAGGACGGGCGAUGAGCGCACAAUGUCGAUGUCCUCCUAUUCACGGGAUCAAGACUAUGGCCAGACCAUGGCUGGCAGAGUGGUGCCGAGGCAGAAGCGAGAAUCUUCUGACAGCAAUGCGACUGAAAGCACGAUGACGAAUGGUUAUCACAGAAUGCCAAAUGGUGCCACGCCCGGAGGACGUAUGCCCAGCGUAGGCAGUCAAGAUUCCCGGACCAUGUCCAUGGCAUCGACGGUGAUGUCGCCGACAUUGGAAGGCCCACCAUCGAAAGGCACACCUGUCGGCACCACGAGGUCGAACAGCCAGGUCAACUCGACCACUAGUACCAUGGUCGCGCAACAGCGACCUUCACUCGUCUACGGCGCGAUGCUGUCGCAUGUGGCAUCCGCGUUCCGGGAUCGAAUAGCUGUUUCGGAGAAAGAGAAGGAUAGCUUGGUAUACAAGAACGCUUUCAGCGGUUAUGAGGCAGUCGAUUUGAUCGCAUAUAUCAUCCGCACGUCGGACCGCAACCUGGCUUUGCUGUUAGGACGGUCAUUGGACGCGCAGAAGUUCUUCCACGAGGUCGCGUACGCACAUCGCUUGCGCGACUCGCCGAACGAGAUAUACGAGUUCAAGGAGACGUUGAGCGGUGGUUCGCAGAGUGAGGAGCCGCCGGAGGUCAAUGGCGUCUUCACACUUCUUACGGAGUGCUAUUCGCCAACGUGCAGUCGCGACAAUUUGUGCUACUCGAUCGCAUGCCCGCGGAGACUGGAGCAGCAGCAACGCCUGAACAUGCGCAUCACGCCUGGCCUGAAGAGGGAGACGUCGAGAUCCAGCUUGCACGAUGAGGUGGAGAACGAGCAGAAACUCUGGAUCAACACCGUCUCGAAGGAGGUUUCUGACAGCGUGAACGAGCAAGAGAAGAAGAGGCAGGAGAUCAUCUCUGAAUUGAUGUAUACCGAGCGUGACUUCGUCAAGGACCUGGAGUACCUGCGUGACUUCUGGAUCAAGCCGUUACGCACGCCAGACAUCUCGCCCAUCCCCGAGCACCGUCGAGAGAAGUUUAUCCGGACGGUAUUCUCAAACUGCCAGGAGGUGCAUAGUGUGAACUCCCGCAUGGCUGGCGCCCUGACACGACGACAGCAGCAGAAUCCCGUUGUUAGAAACAUCGGCGACGUCUUCCUGGAGUACGUGACGCAGUUCAGCCCGUUCAUCAAGUACGGUGCGAACCAGCUGUUUGGUAAAUUCGAGUUCGAGAAGGAGAAGAGCUCGAACCCAGCUUUCGCGCGGUUUGUGGAUGAGACUGAGCGGCUGAAGGAGUCGCGGAAGCUGGAGCUGAACGGGUAUCUGACGAAGCCUACCACGCGUUUGGCGAGAUAUCCGCUGUUGCUGGAGAAUGUGCUGAAGAAUACUGCGGAGGAUAAUCCGGAUAAGCAUGAUAUUCCGAAGGCGAUCGUGGCGAUUCGAGAGACGCUGGGGCGGGUCAACGAGGAGUCUGGCAAGGCAGAGAACCACUUCAACCUUAUGAGUCUGAAUGCGCAGCUCAAAUGGGGCCAGAUACCGCACAUGGAUCUCAAAUUGACCGAGGAGGCACGGCAGUUGAUCUUCAAGAGUAACUUGAAGAAAGCGCCGACGAAUGAUGUGGCAGACAUCACGGCCUACCUGUUCGAUCAUGCUGUGCUGCUUGUGAGGGUCAAGACGGUCAACAAACGCGAAGAAAUGAAGGUAUACCGCAAGCCCAUCCCUCUGGAACUGCUGCAGAUCAAGGAGAUGGAUAUGGUGCUGCCGAAGCUGGGGAUCAGCAAGCGCCCUUCUUCUAGCAUGAUUCCUGGAGUUGGUAGGACCGUCACUGCAAACCGGCCUGCUGGCGAGCAAGGCUACCCCAUCACCUUCAAAGGUCUCGGCCGCGCCGGCUACGAAUUGACGCUCUACUGCACCAGCCCUAUUCAGCGCGAGAAGUGGAUGGAGCAUAUUCAGACCCAAAAGGACAAACUGUCUGAACGCCACAAGAUCUUCACCAUGUCGAAGCUCAACGAAGGAUACUUCAACGCCAGCCGCCGCAUCAACUGCUGCCGCCCCAUCGACGGCGGUCGCAAACUCGUCGUCGGCACCGAUGACGGCGUGUACGUGUGCGAAAGCAGACCAAAAGACGCUUCUUCUCGGCCCAGACGCAUGCUCGAGACCAAACUCGUCGCCCAGCUCGAAGUGCUCGAACAACACGCCAUCCUCGUGGUCCUUGCCGACAAAGCCGUCUACACCUUCCCCCUCGAAGCCCUCGACCCGGACGAAAGCGUCGCCGGCCCCGCCAAGCGCGGCCGCCGCAUCUGCCACGCCAACUACAUCAACGCCGGCACCUGCAACGGGCAAACGCUCGUCUGCUGCGUCAAAUCCUCCUCCCUCAGCUCAACGGUCAAAGUCUUCGAGCCCAUGGAAGCCCAACGCGUCGGCAAGAAGAAAGGCGGUUUCGCGCGCAUGCUCGCCUCGGGCCAGGAGGUGCUGAAACCGUACAAGGAAUUCUACAUCCCCAUGGAAUCCAACAGCAUCCACUUCCUGCGCUCUAAACUCUGCGUCGGCGGCGCCAAGGGCUUCGAAAUCGUCUCCCUCGAAACACUCGAAACGCAAUCCCUGCUCGACCAAGCCGACACGUCCCUCGACUUCGUCGCCAGGAGAGAGAACGUGAAACCCAUCUACAUCGAGCGCAAUACCUCCGAGUUCCUACUCUGCUACAACGACUUCUCCUUCUACGUCAACAAGAACGGCUGGCGCGCACGCGGGGACUGGAAGAUUUUGUGGGAGGGGUCGCCGCAGGCUUUCGCGACGUGGGGGGAGAGGUAUAUCUUGGCUUUUGAGCCGGAGUUUAUUGAGAUUCGGGGCAGUGAUACCGGCGGGUUGGUGUGUAUUCAGACGGCGAAGGGGGUGCGGUUUUUGCAUCAGAGUACUAGGGAGAUACUUUUUGCGUAUGAGGAUGAGAUGGGGGAGGAUGUGAUUGCUAGUUUGGAUUUCUGGGGGAAGGGAGUUGUGUGA